AUGUCGGUUCAGACUUUCCUUCAUCUGGUACAUCUGGGAGCGUUUUGGCCCAUUUUCAGGUAAAUCCCAAGCGCAAAGUAAAAUGACCUUCUUUGUUCACUGUUUUUGUAUAAAGCUCAAUCUUUCUGAAACUUACUAAGCUGCCUUUUUUUCUGGAUUCUGGCAGAGUGUUACAAACAACAGGCUUUUCAAUUGCAGAAAGUUUCAGAAAGAUUAAACUCCAUACAAGAAAGUUGUGACCAAAAACCCGUUUUUCUGAAGCAUUUUCAUGCACUUUCCUCUUGAAAAAAUCUGAAGAAAACACGGAAAAGGACGAUUCUGCGAAAAAAAUAGAAGAUAAAAAAACAAAAAAACAAGCGAUUAAUUGCUAUCAAUUAAGAUCAAUUAAGCAAGGAGAAUCAUAGCGAAGGAAGGGAGAAGGAGGGGAGGAAAAAAAGCGGCGAGAGCGAGGAACGGAGAGGGCGGCGACCGCGACGCGUUCCUCUCUCGGGUCGCGCGCCGCGGUCAACACAACACAAUCGCUUGCGUUUUUUUGCCCCCUCCUUCCCGGCGCGUUGGCCUUCUCCUCACUUCUUCUCCGUCCACCGGCCGCGGCUGUAAAAGAAAACAUGGCGCGAAAAGGCUGCCAUACGGCGGCCGGCCCAAGCCACUACAAACACACCAACGACGCUCACACUCACUCACACACAUACAAACACACACAAAAUCCGUUCGUUCGCACUCAAGAACGCAAAAACGCGGCGGCGGAGGCCGAGGUUUGGGAGGAACGGGGAGCGACCGUAAAGUGCCUCUGA
Molecule: messenger RNA, 794 nt
Organism: Caenorhabditis auriculariae
Lineage: Eukaryota; Metazoa; Nematoda; Chromadorea; Rhabditida; Rhabditidae
Source: the annotation of a GenBank genome assembly